Messenger RNA from Symbiodinium sp. CCMP2592, 6006 nucleotides. NCBI's taxonomy places the organism in Eukaryota, Dinophyceae, Suessiales, Symbiodiniaceae. The record is from the annotation of a GenBank genome assembly.
AUGUGUGCCACGGUCGAAGACAUCUUCAUGGUGAUGGUUUUCAUCGAAGGUGGUGGCUUCUUGGUCGGCGACAAGUACCAGCAGGGCAUCUACGAUGCGCGGAAGUUGGCACAGAAGCAGAACAUUAUCGUCGUCAGCGUGAACUAUAGGCUGGGUGUGUUCGGCUGGUUGCAUCACCCGUACCUGAAGAACGAGGCGGGUGAGCUGCUGGCCAACUUCGGUCUGCGCGAUCAGCUCCAGGCCCUGCAGUGGGUGCAGACGAAUAUCGCUGCCUUCGGUGGCGACCCGAGCCGCGUCACGCUUGCCGGGGAAUCUGCCGGAGCCAUGUCGAUCUGUGCACAUCUGGCCUCUCCAACGAGUCGGGGCUUCUUCCAGAGCGCCGUGCUUGAGUCAGGGAACUGCGACGGGCUCUUCAUUUGGCAGCCGAGGAAGUAUGCCGAGGACUACGGCCUUCGCUACAUCCGCGGGGUCUUUGGCCGUAUUCGGGGCUGCUAUUUGAGCGAUCUUUCUCACAACACGACCUACCAGGCGAGCCAGAACGGCUGCUCGAAGGAGGAUACAGCCCCCGUGAAGAUGGUGAGGGACCAGUGUCGGAACCUAUUCUUCGGAGGCUACGAGGAAGUUACCAUCCGAGCCAUGGCAGAAAUUCUUCCCUUCGAGAAUGUCGGAGGUUGCGAUACGGACUACCGCGGCUGCAAAGUCGAUCUACCUUCCGGACUGCAGCUGGACCAGGCACUCCUGCGGUGCGCCGAGCGCUUGCCCACGAAGUAUGUCUGGGUGAACCAGUUCGCCUUAAUCCACCAUUAUACACGAUCCGACAGCAGCUACAUCUCGCAGUUCAUGGGCAUGGGCUGGUUUGGGGCCCCGCCACCGCCCCACUUGCCCUGGGCUCCCAUCGUCGACCUCGACUUUCAAGGGGAGCUGGACUUUGCUGCGGGAUCGGGGCUGGCGUCCCUGCCUCUGCAUUCCUACGAAGGCAUGAACUCGAAGCUGCAGAUGAGGACCAUCACCUCUGGGUUCAACCGCGAUGAAGGGAGCCUCUUCUACUUGCUCUUGCCGAACUUCUUCUCUGGCAUUGAGACCAAAAACGGCCUCUCCGAUGCUGACUAUCGGAAGCUGCUGAAGUCCAUGGCGUGUCCAGAUUGGGGGCCGGCCUGCACAAAGCCUGGAUGCGUUGAGCCGGCCGAGUGCCAGGAGCGCGUGGACACCGCAGUGAAGGCCUACCAGUGGGAGCCCUCGGUCUCUGCGCUGCGGGGCCGCUGCUGCUCCACGGACCCGAACAUUCUUCGCGUCCAGCGCAUGCUCACUGACAUGUUGUUUGUGUGUCCAAACUUCCGAUUCCUGCAGCAGAUGCACAAUCAUUCCGAUGCGACAAUUCGGACUUACCAGUUUGCCGCUGAUGACGAAGUUCCUGCCUGGUUGCCGCCCUUGAGAUCCUCGCUGGGUGCCUUCCACUUCUCCGAGCUCUUUUUCGUCAUGGGCGACAAGGAGGGACCUGGCGGGAACCUUCCCCUAUCAGGCGGCGCCCUCGGCUUCGGUUUGGGUUGGACGAAACAGGACGUCAAGAUCUCCGCCAACAUGUCCGGCAGUUGGGGCGCUCUGGUGCGUGGGGAGGAGUUGCCCUCCUGGCCAACGUGGGACAGCGGUCAAAUGACUCGCUUCGCCCUUGGCGUCCCCGACAAUGUGGACAUCAUGCCCAUGGAGAGCAUGAGAGCGGACCACCACUGCGACUUCUUCGAUGCUCUGAACCGCGGAGCAUGGAAAGAUGAGUCCAUAAAAUAUACUCUGGGCAUCGCGACUACUUUCGAGCUCUGCCUCAUCGCAGGCAAUGCCACACAGAACUGGUACUUGCAGGCCGCGAAGUCGGUGCAGCCCGCCGCAUGUCGACUCAGGCAGGCCUAUCGCACAGAAAAGGAACCGCUCGUGGAUGCGGGCGUGCCACGCCGGAGGAAGCUUUUCGCUACACCGACCUCGAAGCGCUUCUCUACGGCCUGCCGGAAGAUUCCAGCCAACCACCAGAGGUGGGACAUUGCGUAUCGGCUGGUUUUCGUGGAUGGCGAGUUGCAGUCAGGCCUCUGCCGCCUUCCGAACGGUGAGGGAGCCUUCCUUGGAGGCUUUGAGGCCCUGAACGGAUCGGGCGAGGAGACGAAGGGCCGGUUUGACAGCUUGCUGCAGCAGUUGCCAGAAGUUGACCUUUUCGAAGCCAACCCGAAAGACAGGCUCGGCUGUGCCAAGCUUGCGGCGCUGAAUCAGGCCGUCUUCAAGGAUGCUGCCUGUGUAGCCUUGCACGAGGAUGCGCCGGAGACGCGCAUGGACAUCGUCUUCGCGACGACUGGAGCACGCGCGACAGCUCCAAGGGUGGUGCUGGACGUCGGUGCAGGAUCAAAGCUCAAGGUCUUGGAGACACACCUGAGCCUGUCUGAGUCGGAUGAAGCGUUAUCCAAUGGUCUCUGCCGCGUUGUCGCGGGCGAGGGAGCUGAGGUGCACCACGAGGUGAUCCAGCAGAAAGCGGAUGGAGCUCGAUGGGUGCAGUCCGUCAUGGCAGAGGACCCGUUUGUGGGUUCGACGCCUUCCUCUCCGGACACCGCGGAGGACAAUUGCCGGGCGAUGAGGUGCUGUCAAUGGGACUGGCUUUCCACGGCAUGGAAGGCCAAGAAGAAAGAGGCAGCCAAAAAGGCUGCGAGGAUUGAGAGAAAAAGAGAGGAGAAGUUGGCUUACCUCGCUAUCCUCCAGGAGCAGGGCAUUGUCCUGGUGAACCACAUUACCCGUGGCCGUGAUGGCAGCCUGGCCAGCUUUAUCUUCAGCCAGCCUGCCUUUCUCAGGAGUGUCCAGUCGUGCCUUGCAGUGGAGCAGCUGCCAGUGAUGGUCGUCGAAGGUUCCCCGGGCAUUGGUCGAACCGCAUUGCUGGAGGAGACCUUCCGGCGUUGCGCCGCUCUUCCGGGGAUCUGUCCCGUGCGCGGUAGGCAUAAUGUAUCUGCGCUGCUGCGACGAAUCUACGAUGGAAUAGAUGAGGCGACGGAUGAAGAGCUCCUGUUGAUGCCUGUGAUCCACAAUGCGGGAAGGCAGGCCGGCAUCGUGUUGCUCCUGGAUGAUAUGGAGGUGGGCCCGUGGCUGCCCUCCCCGCUUCCGCCGGGCGUUAGAUGCAUCAUCGCUCCGCCAUGCGGCUCUUCGCCGAUGCUACCUGCCAAAGCCACAUUAUGCCUGGAACCACUAGGAGCACGCGCCGCGGAGGCCCUUCGACAGCGCUGGCACUGCACAGCGCCGGGGCCUGCAAUUCCGCUCUGGCUGCGUUUGGCCGCAGAACUACCAAGCAGGCAGCUUCCUGCCGACCUCACCGCCCUCGUAGACAAAAUGGUCUCGGUGGUGGAGGAGGAGCUUGGAUCGAGCCAGGUUCUCGAAGCCCUCAGCGCGGUGUCCUGCAGCCGAAGGGGUCUGCUGCGCGAGGAGCUUGCAGAAUUGCUGGGACCGAAUGGCUCCUGGCCCAUUGUCGAGGAGCGCCUUUCACUUCUUCUCGUCUUUGAGGAAGGUGUACAGCUGAAGUCGCUUCUCCAGGAAGCCCUCGAUCGACGGGGCCUGGCCCCCGCAGCGCAGCGAUGGCACCGGAGGCUCGCCAGCUUCUUCCUGCGAGCCUCAUCUCCGGAGAGGCGUAUCGAGGCAGCUCACCACUUUGCCGCGCUGGGCGAUGGCGAGCGAUUGCUGGAGUCCAUGACGGACUGGUCCCUCUUUUCGAUCUUGGAGAAAGAUCACCGAUCGGCAUUGCUGGAGUACUGCCACAAAGCCGGAGGAUACCAGACCGUCCGGCGUGCCCUGUGCAAGAUGCUUGACGAGCCGAACUGCGAGAAUCUGCAAGAACGCCGAGUUGUCCUCGGCAGGUUUCUGAGCCACGUGGGUGAGUUCGCUGCAGCCAAAAGGAUCUUGCUGCAAGCGAGGGCCGAAGCGACCUCCGCAGAGCGGACGCUGGAGAUCGGACAGGUCUGCAAUUUAAUCGCCGAAAAUGAAAUUCGCUACUGGGACUCCCUUCGCAACUGGAGUUCCAUGUCUGCUCUUCGGGAUCUGCUCGACUCCGCACAAACGGCUGUCAACAUCUUCCGGAAGCAGCUUGAGAAGCGCGACCGAAUGAGUACCCGAGUUGAGUAUGCCCAGGCGCUUAGCCGAUGGGCCAACGCUUGCUUCAAGGUCUCCUGCGUGAUCAACAUGGUCAUGGCCUACAGUUUCCUAAGCAAAGCUGACGAGUCCAUCCAAAUAGUGGAGGACCUUUUCAAGGGCUGUCCGCCUUCGAAAGUGGUGGGGAGAGCGAUCCUAGUCAGAGGCGUGGCCAAGCUCGUGCUUGGACACAGUCGUCAGCGCCACCGGCUUCCCCAUCGGGACAUCCUCGUAGAGGCCGCGGAGCUACUCCAGCGCGCGGAGGACAUGCUCGUGCGGGCUGCUGGCGAGGUCAACGAAGGGUCCAUCUACACGCACGCCAACCUCGGUGAGCUCUACUUGCACGACAUGGGCCAUGUUCCUCUGGCACUGCUGCACAACACGAAGAGCUGUCUCGUUGGCCUCAAGCUGUGGGGUGCCUCACACCCCAACGUUGAGCGCAAACUGAGGGAGUUCGCGGCAAUCCUGGGUGCUGUGGGCUUCUCCAGCCACGUCAGUGCAGUUUUACAGGGCGACAUCGAGGCUGUGGAAGAGAUCCUCAGAGUCUUCACUUUUCAGGAGCCGUUGCUCCAGUUUGACCUCGACGAGUGGCAGAGAGAAGAGGACUCGGCGGCUCUAGACUACGCCUCGCGCCGCUGGCCACCACCGGAGGCCGUCACCGUGGUCGACCCGGACGAGCGAAUGGAGCAGUCAAGUUUGAGAGGAGGUUUGGUGGAGAAGGAGAGAGGCCUUCUACACUGGCAGGCCGGCCAGUGCUUGUCCCUGAUGGCGAGCCUUACGCUUCAGGAUGUGAAAAGGGCGCUACUCAAUUGGAGCAAUGUCUUCGUGGUCGCCCUUUGGAUAUCUCAGGCCUGCCUGAGCGUGUCCCACAAGAGAGUCUCCAUCGUUAUGAAAGAGUCUCCUUUCGUGCUGACCAUCUUGCAGCCGGUCUGGAUCGCCGUCGCUUUUGGCAUCGUCUGGGCCGCCAUGUGCUUCCGCAGGCAGGAGAAGGAGGAGUCUGCAGCCACGGACACCGAGGAAGAGCUGAGCGAGAGUGACACUAGCAGCGAGGAGAUCUCAAAGCCGACUUUCCGAGUUUGGCACUCUGCAGUGACGGGCCUUCUCUUUACGACCUACAACUUCCUGGGGUAUAGCGGUGCUCGCGGGCAUCUCGUGUCAGGCCCUCUAAUCCUCCUGAUACAGCAGACGGUUAUACCGCUGACCAUGCUGUUUUCGGUCUGUUUUCUUGGCCGCCGUUACUUCGGCACCCACUUCCUCAGCUGUGCCUUCAUCCUUGCUGGUAUCCUGGCAUCGUUUGUUGGCAAGGAGUGGACGGCGAAGUCCAUUGGUGCUGUCUGCUUGCUCCUGGCGCAGGCGUUUCCGGGGGCUCUGUCGACCGUGUUCAUGGAAUACAAUCUGCAGAGAUCGCAGGUAUCUUUCUGGAAACUCUGGACGUUAAUCAAUAUUUGGGAGGUCGUUGCUUUGCCACCUGUUUGGGUGGCAUCCGUGCCUCUGCAGGGCCUCACGUUUGCGCAGUCGCCACAGAAUCUUUUGGACGGCUUCCAGUGUCUCUUUGCCGGUCGAGGCAGCACCGAGGGCGCGAAUGAUGAAGAGUGUGCGACACUGUCGUACUUGUAUCCCAUCUUCGUGGUCGCGCUCAUCGCCGUGAAGACCUUGCAGGCGGUUGUGAUUGCCAAGUUCUCUUCCGGCCUCCUCUGGGUUGUUGCAGCUGCAGCCGUGCCAUUGGCCUCACAGGCGUUCACUGUGGUUUGGAUCAUGGGACCAUCAAACGUACAGCCACCGCUGUCUGCCUGGAUUUGGCUUGGCACUGCACUUGUGGUUGCUGGCAUGGUCCUAUUCCGUGUGAAGGAGGCCGUGAAGUGA